CAACACCAGAAGAUAUAAAAGUAGCCCUGCUUUUCUUAUUUUUACAACAGACAUCGGUAUUUCAAACGCACGAGUUAGUUUUCCGAUCCUGCAAAAAUGAAAUCGUUUAUCUUCGUCGGCAUCCUCACAGUUCUGACUGUCGUUCUUUCGGCACCAUCAAUGCAAGGUGAACACUGCAAUUAUAAUGGACAGAUACAUCAAGUCAACACAAGCUUCCCGUCCUAUGAUGGCUGCAACACGUGUUUUUGUCAAGGUCAAGAUGUGGUUGCCUGUACACUGGUUGGUUGCGUUAGCAUUGAAAUCUGCCACUACAACGGUCGAGUGUACUAUGUUAAUGAUUCAUUUCCUUCUUAUGACAAUUGUAAUACGUGCUACUGCCAAGCAUCAGAAAGAGUGGCUUGUACAUAUAGAGACUGUGUGCCUACCAAUUACUUCCCAUCAUCAAAUAGAAAUUGAGAAAAAUGAAAUGAUAAAGUGCUUGCACAUUAAUUUGCAAAAGAAACAAACAGUUUGAAUAACUACAUUAUAAUUAAACAAUGACAAAUUUGUUUUAAUUCAUUAGAUAAUUAAAUUUGAUUAUAUCAGCAUA
Messenger RNA from Octopus sinensis (East Asian common octopus), 589 nucleotides. RefSeq names its product von Willebrand factor C and EGF domain-containing protein-like. The transcript is spliced from 4 exons. NCBI's taxonomy places the organism in Eukaryota, Metazoa, Mollusca, Cephalopoda, Octopoda, Octopodidae. The record is from RefSeq and is a predicted model, not a curated record. The coding region runs from base 97 to 456 and encodes 119 amino acids.